AUGGCUAACCAAAUCGCAGGACAGCAGCAGCAGCAGGAACAACAACAACAACAACAGCAGCAGCAACAAAACCAAUUACGUGAGGAGGAGGAUGAUGAUCUGCGUUCGACAAGCAGCUCCAAAAUGAACUUUGUCAAUCGAUUGGAUCGCUUGCUACGUCGCUGGUUACCUGGCUACAAUUAUUUUCGUGGUGCCAGCAAAAUGCCAAGAUCUGAAACCAAUUUGUCAGCGAACCCAAGCGAAUCAUUGGGGGCAACAAUUGUCACUGACCAGGUAUCCAAGGCCACACUAAAGAGGAGGCAGCAGCAGCAGGCCAAGCUGGACCGUCAGCAGCAGAAGCAACAAAAAAAGUCAGAAGUCUAUUUAGAUACGGGCAUAGCCAAAUCUGAAUUCUGUGUCAAAUUGGAAAAUAUACUCAAAACAAAACUCAAUAAGCAAGAGCAAAAAGGUAUGGAAGUUGGAGACUAAGAGGACCUUUUUCCACGGGAGUUGAUUUUUUUUUUUUUUUUUUAUAACCAUAAUAAUGUCUGCUGGCUGGAUUGAAGAGGCGUUUAAUAAAUUUAUCCUUUUCAAGUUUCAUAAGAUUUA
Drosophila willistoni is the source of this 588-nucleotide messenger RNA. Its product is annotated as myb-like protein AA. The coding region runs from base 1 to 468 and encodes 155 amino acids. The transcript has a single exon. NCBI's taxonomy places the organism in Eukaryota, Metazoa, Arthropoda, Insecta, Diptera, Drosophilidae. The record is from RefSeq and is a predicted model, not a curated record.